Messenger RNA from Neospora caninum, 1305 nucleotides. RefSeq lists its product as hypothetical. Gene Ontology annotation, biological process: maturation of SSU-rRNA from tricistronic rRNA transcript (SSU-rRNA, 5.8S rRNA, LSU-rRNA). Bases 1 to 1305 code for a protein of 434 amino acids. Gene Ontology annotation, cellular component: preribosome, small subunit precursor; nucleolus. The transcript has 7 exons. Lineage: Eukaryota; Apicomplexa; Conoidasida; Eucoccidiorida; Sarcocystidae. The record is from RefSeq and is a predicted model, not a curated record.
AUGCAGAUGGGGCAUCCUCAACAAACUGCUAGCGGUGGCCCCGGCGGUCCGAGUGACCGCCUCAAACGCGGAAAGUUUGGGGGGAAACGGGGCACUGUUCCCAAACGAGGCGCUGCAGACAAGAAAGGCAGGAACAAGACAGCCAAAGCGAAGGCGCGGGAUCUAAGGCGGCUUUUGCUGAAGAAGAGAGAGGGGUUACCGCCGGAAGUCGUGACGCGUCUCGAAGAGCAGAUCACUUCCCUCGACAGCGCGGCCGUUCAACAAAAGAAGAAUGAGAAACGCAAGCGCUUUUUGGUGAAGCGGAAACAGCUGUACGACAAAAUUAAGUUCUACGAGGGCCAGAAAGUGCGUCGAAAGAUCAAGGCGGAACGCCGAAUUCUGUCCGACCUCCUGCGUCGCCGGCGGGAUGCAACGACAAACGCACAAGACGCAGGCACGCUCGACGCGUCUAUAGAGGAGCAUCAACGCGCUCUCCGUAAACACCUUGAUGACUUGAACUAUAUUCUGCGCUAUCCGGCGGACGAGCCCUACAUUGCUCUUUUCCCUUCGGGAGGCCCCGCUUCAGAGGAGACGGAAAAGAAGCGAGAAGAGAUGAGGGCGAAAAUCAGGCAGAAGAUUCUCCAAGAACGAAUUGAGGAUGAUGGCGAGGACAAUGCAAAAGGAGGCGAAGAAGACAAUUUCCUUGUUGCUGAAAAGCCGGCGGGUCCUCGGCCGACUCCAGUCCUUUUCGACUCUGACGGGUGCGUGGUGACUGACGACGAAGAGGAUGCGGAAGACGCUUUCGCAGAGGCCCCAGACUGGGUAGACGGGGAGGAUGCGAGCGCUGCAGGCCGAGGCAGGCAGACCACCACGCGCGGGGCGUUCCGGGGAGGCCUUGCAGAGAGAAAACGGGGAAGAAGUUUCCACGCGCACCAGCACGGUUCCCGCGAAGGAGGGUUCCACGAGAGAGGCGAUGGCACGCAGGCAGGCGCUAGAGGGCGUAGAGAGACUUUUUCGCGAGAGCAAAAGCGCGGUCCGAGCCGGGACGGAGACCGACGGUCACCUCUGCAUUCAGGCAGAGGUAGAGCGUCGAUCCCGGGUUCGCGGGAGAUCCGGGCAGAAUCAAAGGCGCCUCGGCACGAAGCUUCGGAAAAGCGGAAGAGAGAGGUCUCCAGUCAAGGAACGGACGGUGCGACAGAGUCUCGACAGGAAGGAAGAGAGAGGCGAGACGAAAAACGGGCGGGGAAACAGAUCGAGCAAAUUGGCCUCUCAAAAAGAUUUGCUGGCAUUGGCAAGCAUACCGUGUUUGAGUCGGACUCGGAGUAG